Messenger RNA from Spea bombifrons (plains spadefoot toad), 1438 nucleotides. RefSeq names its product UDP-GlcNAc:betaGal beta-1,3-N-acetylglucosaminyltransferase 3 (gene B3GNT3). Gene Ontology annotation, cellular component: membrane. Gene Ontology annotation, molecular function: hexosyltransferase activity. The record is from RefSeq and is a predicted model, not a curated record. Lineage: Eukaryota; Metazoa; Chordata; Amphibia; Anura; Pelobatidae. The coding region runs from base 192 to 1346 and encodes 384 amino acids. The transcript is spliced from 2 exons.
CCUUCCUUGUCGGUCUUACCGCUCCUCCCGGCUUCAGCUUUGUCUCCCUCCCAUCUCUCCUCGGUUUCUCCAAUAACAUGUUGCACUUCAAGGAAGUUCGUUAAGCACAGUUUACCUCUUGUCAUCACCGAGCCUGCACCUGGGGCAAGUGAGCGCCAAACGGAUUGUGUGAGAGGCAGUUAAGAGUAAACAUGAGGCGGUACCUUUUCAGGCUGGAAACCAUAAUCCUUUUCUGCGUGGGUCUUGUGGGGAUUCUUUUCAUAUUAAAUGAAAAUGAUGAGCUUCUGGAGAUAAGGGAUAUAGAGGAUUUUAAGGUCACCCGCAGUUCCCAUCAUGCUGCCCAUUCAGCAGUUCCACAAAUGGAGUGGGUUUCCAAGUGCCAGAUAAAUAUGUCUGUGGAGAACCUCCCUGAUUUUAACACCUUACCACCACAUAUCAAAGACUUCUUGAGGUAUAGGCACUGCAAGAGUUUCCCUCAGAUCCUUAACUCGCCUAUGAAGUGUGGAGGUCCUGCAACAUCUAAGGAUGUCUUCCUACUACUUGCCAUCAAAUCUUCCCCAGGGAAUUAUGAAAGAAGAGCUAUCAUCCGUCAGACAUGGGGGGUAGAGGAGUCCUACAGAGGUGCCAAAGUGAAAAGAAUAUUCCUUUCUGGCAUUGUCAGUAAUACGAUUGAAGACAAAAGGAUGAGACACUUAUUGGCAAUUGAGAGUCAAACAUAUGGUGAUAUUUUGCAAUGGAAUUUCUUGGACACCUUUUUCAAUCUGACCCUAAAACAAGUCCUUUUUCACCAAUGGCUAGAAGAUAACUGCCCAGGAGCCCAUUUCAUUUUCAAUGGAGAUGAUGAUGUCUUUGUUAACACCUUUAAUGUAGUCUCAUAUCUGAGUGGGCUGGGGCAAGAAGGAGCAGAUCGUCACCUCUUUGUUGGACAACUGAUAGCCAACGUUGGCCCUAUACGGGAGUCGUGGAGCAAAUAUUAUGUCCCAGUGCAAGUGACCAGUUCCAAUUCCUACCCAAUGUACUGUGGAGGUGGAGGCAUCUUGAUGUCUAAAUUCACAGCCCAUACAAUCUACAAUAACUCUCUUGGCAUACAGUUGUUUCCCAUUGAUGAUGUGUAUCUGGGCAUGUGCCUUGAGAAAGCUGGUUUGGUACCAGCCUCUCACAUGGGCAUGCGAACAGUGGGAGUAAGAGUGCCAUCUGAUAAAUUGGACUCAUUCAAUCCUUGUUAUUAUAGGGAACUUUUGAUGGUACAUCGUUUUGUACCUUAUGAAAUGCUGGUUAUGUGGAAGGCUGUACAAGACCCAGAUCUUAAUUGUGGCCAGAAAAGAAGUGUCUAUAUUGGCAUGUAAAAUAUUCUAAAGUUAACAUCCACAUCAUAAACUGGAUGUGUAACUAUUUUUAUGGCACAUUUAUUUAAAAAAAAUGUCUGGUACCCAAUACC